AUGGCCAGCUCUGCCUUCGCUGGUUCGGCCCACCACAACCAGCCCUCCCUCCCUGCCCUGCCCCAGCACCAGCAGACCGAUGAACACAUAACAGCACACCUAGGCAGCCGCUUCCACCAGAAGCUUGCCGUUUCGUCUCUAGGCUGCCAGGGCAUCGUUUCGCUCAACACCUACAAAGACGCCAGCCAGGGUCCCGAUGGCGGGAAAGAUGGGAGCGCCCAACAGGCCGUCGAGGACCUCGCCCAGCGUGUCUACACCCGUAUGGGCCACCGGUCCGAGGACCAGGCUGUCGUCUUUCUUGGUGAAUCCGGCUCUGGAAAGACGACCCUUCGCGGCCAUUUGCUGAAAGCCCUUCUUUCCCAUUCCGCUACCCCCUUGUCCAAGAUGAUCGAAUCCGCAAACUUUAUCUUCGACGCCUUCACCACCACCAACACAACCACCAGUCCCACGGCCUCCAAGGCUGGCCUCAUGUUGGAGCUCCAGUAUGAGACUGCCAACAACUACGCUACCCUCCUCGGCGCCCAGUUCAUCGCACAUCGCCAUGAAAGAAGCAGGAUAGCAUCCGUUCCCACGGGAGAACGCAACUAUCACAUCUUCUAUCACAUGUUGAGCGGUCUAAGCCCGUCAGAGAAGGCCCAUCUCCACCUCGACUCGAUCGCAUCCGAGGCCGCUGGAACCAGAACGUCCGUAGGAGCCCGAAAGCGAUGGCGGUACCUGGGCCAUCCAACAAUGCUCAAGCUCGCCAUCGAUGAUAGACGCGGCUUCGAAGAGUGCAAGGCAGCCUUCAGGAGGCUGCACUUCUCCAGCGGAGACAUAGGCGGCAUCUGCACCGUCCUCGCCGCCAUCCUCCAUCUUGGCCAGCUGGAAUUCGAGACCGGCCAAAAGACCACUCCGGCUGCAGACGACAGCGGCGGUUACUCGCACGAAGGUGGCGAGUCGGUCACACUCGUCAAGAACCGAGAGUCGUUGGUUGCCUUGGCUGCCGUCCUGGCCGUGAAUAUGGAUGAGCUGGAGCAGUGCUUCCAGUACAAGACGGCGCACGCAGGCAACACUCGAUACACGGUCAUUCUGGAUCCACGCGGUGCUCGUGCUAAAGCAGACGAGCUUGCACGUGCCCUGUAUUCGCUGCUGCUUGCCUAUGUCAUGGAGCGCCUGAACAAGGAGCUCUCCCAACUGCCCGAUCAGGUAGUCAACACCAUUUCCGUGGUCGACUUCCCCGGAUUCGCUUAUACGUCCACCACCGGCUCCGUUCUCGAUCAGCUCCUGAUCAAUUCUGCCAAUGAAGCCCUCUUCAACUUUUGCCAGCAGAGCUUCUUCAACCGACAGAUCCAGGAGAUGGAAGCCGAGGAGAUUGCCAUCCCCGAAAUGGAAUACUUCGACAACAAUAACGCAAAGGUCGGCCUGCUGAGGUCCGGGAACGGCCUGCUAGCCAUCUUGGACGAUCAGGCGCGUCGCGAGAAGACCGACCACCAGUUCCUCGAAGCAAUCCGCAAGCGCUUUGAUGGAAAGAACGAUGCCAUCGUCCCCGGUAGCUUGAUGGUGAAACAACCAGGAAGCAACUUUGCAACCCCAAAUCCGUCGGCGUCCUUCACCAUCCGCCACUACGCCAUGGACGUCGACUAUCCGGUCGAAGGCCUGCUCGAGGAAAACCGUGACAUCGUCUCAGCCGAUAUGGUCGCCCUCCUCCAAAGCUCACGUAACACGUGUGUAAACCAACUGCUGGGCCAGGAGGCGUUGAACAAGGUCACUCAUCCCAAGGAGAGGACAGCCAUCAUGGAAGCGUCCGUCAGCUCCAAGCCCAUGAGGACCCCGAGCGUUGCGAGGCGCAAACCGACCACGACGGGCCGUGCUGGCCGUCAACGCGGCCCCUUCGAGGAGGACGCCAUGAGCGAUGCUGAUAGCACUGUGUCCGGCGGAAAGAAGGGCGGUGGGAACCGGAAAGGCACCGGCGCGGCGGCCCAGGUCGUCAGCGCCCUGAAGAUUCUCGAGUCUGCCCUAUGCAAGGCCAACGCGUACUUCGUCUUCUGCCUCAAACCGAACGACCGGCGCAUUGCCAACCAGUUCGACACCAAGUGCGUCCGCACGCAGGUGCAAACCAUGGGCAUCGCCGAGAUCAGCAAACGCCUCCGCGUCGCCGAUGUCAGCGUAUUUCUUCCGUAUGGGCAGUUCCUCGGCUUGGCUGCCCCCGAAAUCGACCUCGUAGGGAGUGAGAAGGAAAAGGCCGAGAUGGUUCUGCGUAACAAACCCUGGCGAGACAACGAGGUCCGCCUUGGCGCGACCGGCGUCUUCCUGAGCGAGAAUCGCUGGUUGGAGAUUGCCAACAUCGCCGACAUUCCCCCCUUACCCGUGGGGGUGUCGGCUUCCGAGGACAACCUCCUCUCGCCUGAGGCCGCCCGUUCUUUCACUGCCGAUCCCAGAAGGGGUCUGCUUGACCCCUCCCCCUACAGCGAUGACAAACGCCGCAGCUAUAUGGAUGCUCCGUCCGAAGCUGCUUCGGGCGGCGACAUGUUUCAAGGGGUGGAAAAGGCGGAACUGGUUAGUGAGAAAACUGGACGGAAGGGUCUCGAGAAGAUCGAUGAACAAGAAACCAAAGCCAGCCGCAAACGUUGGCUCUUCCUCGUCUACCUACUUACCUGGUGGAUUCCCGACAAGUUCAUAGAAUGGUUUGGAAGGAUGAAGCGGCAGGAUGUGCGGACUGCAUGGCGCGAGAAGCUGGCUAUCAACAUGCUCAUCUGGCUGACCUGCGGCUUCUUCAUCUUCCUCAUGAUUGGCUUUCCUGCCGUCAUAUGCCCCACGCAGCAUGUCUACUCCCCCGCCGAGCUCUCGCACUAUGAUGCCAAGGACGGUCGUCCUGCUUAUGUCGCUAUGCGCGGUAUCGUGUACGACCUUGGCAAGUACAUUCCGGCCCAUUAUCCGUCAAUCGUUCCUCGCCAGCAGCUGGAAAGGUAUGCUGGUAAGGAUGCGACCAACCUGUUUCCCGUUCAGGUCAGCGCUCUGUGCAAUGGUGUUGGUGACAGCGGUAUACACCCGGGCGUGCAGCUCAACUACAGGACCUCCAACUAUACGGACCAGACCAACUUGAUCAGCACGACGGACAAGAACGCCCGGUAUCACGACUUCCGAUGGUUCUACAAUGACUCCCGUCCGGAUUGGUGGUACGAGCAACAGAUGUUCUUGAAAUCGAACUACAUGAAAGGCCGGGUAGGAUACAGUCCCCAGUACCUCAAGACUCUGGCCACCAAGAAGAACCAUGCCAUUGCGUACAUGUACGGCAAGGUGUACGAUUUCACCGAAUACAUACCUGGUGGUCGUGAAGUCAAGGAAAAACUCAACGGAGAGCCGGGACCGGAUAUGCCAGCGGAUCCUGACUUCAUGCAUAAAGAUGUUGUCGAAAUUUUCCGAGUGCAGGCUGGUAACGAUAUCAGCAAGUACUGGGAGGCGUUGAAACUGGAUUCCAAGACGAGAAAAAGCAUGCAGCAGUGCUUAGACAAUCUCUUCUACGUGGGCGACGUUGACACGCGUAGUUCGGCCAGGUGUCUCUUCGCAAAGUACUUCCUGCUGUCCAUCUCCAUUCUCAUGUGCAGCGUUAUCCUGGCCAAGUUCAUUUCUGCGCUCCAAUUCGGCAAGAAGAACAUCCCAGAGGACCUUGACAAGUUCAUCAUCUGCACCGUCCCUGCUUAUACGGAGGACGAGGAAUCUCUCCGACGUGCCAUCGAUUCAGCCGCCACCAUGAAGUAUGAGGACAAGCGUAAACUGCUGGUCGUCAUCUGUGACGGUAUGAUCAUUGGUCAAGGAAACGACAAACCCACGCCGAAUAUCGUGCUCGAUAUCCUGAACCCAGAUGGGACCGCGGACAAUGCCGAACCGCUCAGCUUCGAAAGUUUGGGAGAAGGCCUUAAACAGCACAACAUGGGCAAAGUGUACUCUGGGCUCUACGAAUGCCAAGGUCACAUCGUUCCGUACCUAGUGAUCGUGAAGGUGGGGAAGCCGUCCGAAGUCGCAAAGCCCGGUAACCGCGGCAAACGAGAUACCCAGGUGCUCAUCAUGAGGUUCCUCAGCCGGGUUCUGUACAAUCUCCCGAUGAGCCCGCUCGAACUCGAGAUGUAUCAUCACAUUCGCAACAUCAUCGGUGUCAAUCCCCAGUUUUACGAGUUCCUCCUGCAAAUCGAUGCCGACACUGUCGUCGCUCCGGACUCCGCUUCACGAUUCGUCGCAGCGUUCCGCCUGGACAAUCGCCUCAUCGGCGUCUGUGGUGAAACGGCCCUCACAAACGCGAAGUCGUCGUUUGUUACCAUGAUGCAGGUGUACGAGUACUACAUAUCCCACAACCUGACAAAGGCCUUCGAGAGCUUGUUCGGGUCCGUGACGUGUUUGCCCGGCUGCUUCACCAUGUACCGCAUCCGAGAAGAGGGCGGUAAACCGCUUUUCGUCAGCAAGGAAGUGGUGCAAGAAUAUUCCAGGAUCCGGGUCGACACUCUGCACAUGAAAAACCUGCUUCAUCUGGGAGAGGAUCGAUUCUUGACCACAUUGCUGCUGAAGUACCACCCCAGGUUCAAGACCAAGUACCUUUUCCGUGCCCAUGCGCAGACGGUGGCGCCUGACAGCUGGAAAGUCUUCAUGUCGCAGCGUCGCCGCUGGAUCAACUCUACAGUGCAUAACCUCGUCGAGCUGAUGCCGCUGCAGCAGCUUUGUGGCUUCUGCUGUUUCAGUAUGCGCUUUGUUGUUUUCCUGGAUCUCCUCUCUACGGUUGUGGCGCCCGUCAUUGUGGUUUACAUUGGCUACCUUAUCUAUAUCCUGGCAUAUCAGCAGGAGAUCGUCCCGAUUACAGCUUUUAUCCUCCUUGGAGCCAUCUAUGGGCUUCAAGCCAUCGUCUUUAUUCUGCGCCGUAAGUGGGAGAUGAUCGGAUGGAUGCUCAUCUAUCUCAUUGCGACACCUGUCUUCUCCUUCGCCCUGCCCCUUUAUGCCUUCUGGCAUAUGGAUGAUUUCUCGUGGGGCAACACGCGAAUCGUGACCGGCGAGAAUGGCAAGAAGGCCGUCCUUUCCGACGAGGGUACUUUCGAUCCCAACAGCAUCCCCAAGAAACAUUGGGCCACCUACCAGAACGAGUUAUUGGACAUCCGCACCCUGCCCGACGAUCGCUCGGACGUCCGCUCCGAGAUCUCCGGCGUCUCCUAUGGAACCAAGCACUUCAUGGGCUCCGCCUCUGUGGCAGGCUCCGAGUACGGGCAUUACCCACCGUCGAGGCCCAUGUCGCAUCUGGAUCUCCCGCGCUUUGGCAACAAUUCUCGCAUGAGCCUGGCGCCUAGCGGGUACGGCUCUUACGAUAAUCUGGAGAUGGCGAACUUAAAUCUGCCAUCCGACGAUCAGCUGUUGGCGGAGAUACGGAAUAUCCUCAGCGAGUCGGAUCUCAUGACCAUCACUAAGAAGGCGGUCAAGAUUGAGCUGGAGAAGAGAUUCGGAAUGGAUCUCACGCUGAAGAAGCAGUUUAUCGGAAGCGCGGUGGAGAGCCUCAUCAUGAGUGGCGACUUCCGUUGA
Molecule: messenger RNA, 5535 nt
Organism: Westerdykella ornata
Lineage: Eukaryota; Fungi; Ascomycota; Dothideomycetes; Pleosporales; Sporormiaceae
Exons: 3
Coding region: 1-5535 (1844 amino acids)
Cellular component (GO): cell septum; cell periphery; myosin complex
Molecular function (GO): cytoskeletal motor activity; chitin synthase activity; ATP binding
Source: RefSeq, a predicted model, not a curated record